Molecule: messenger RNA, 3733 nt
Organism: Hemibagrus wyckioides
Lineage: Eukaryota; Metazoa; Chordata; Actinopteri; Siluriformes; Bagridae
Product: protein FAM110B
Exons: 2
Coding region: 721-2046 (441 amino acids)
Source: RefSeq, a predicted model, not a curated record
ACAUCGCUACUGUCAGUGUCAUUGUUUUGAUCUGAGACAGAGUUCCUGGUGUUCUGAGGUGAUAAUGCAGCUACACCAAAGCUGCUUCUGGUUCAGAGUUGACCUCAGACGCCUUGGUGACGUUCCCUGAACAGGGUCCAGAGAACGAUUUGAUUCAGAGGAGAUGCAAACUGUCGUCUGAUGGAUCGUCCAUCUUCCUGAACGGUUCGGUCUUUUCAGGAGGCAUCAGCCUGAAAAAGGGAACCUCCAGGAUUAUAAUCUCUCGGGUGGAUUGUAUGGGACGGUGCGCGUGUGUGCCUAUAUGAGAAAUCAGACUGGGUUCCUGUUUUGCCUGCUUCAGCAUUGACUUUACCAACUGCACUCACUCUGGUGGGUCACUCUUCAGACUGAUGUGGAAUGCAACCUCUGGCGACCCCCUUCAACAAGUCUUCAUUCAGUGAGCAGCACUGGGAAGAGCAAGGAUAAAAGGCAGGAGGUGACACAAAAAAGAGCGAGCAGCAACAGUAGGAGCAGAUCACUCGAGUCAGGGCCCUCGGGUGGGAACAGAACUUAAAGCCCAAGACAAAAGGGAACGUGCAAGAAAAGCAUCAAUCACAUUCAACAAGACUUUUUUUCUCAAGAGCUGGACAUUUGGAAGCACCAGGGGGUACGGACCAUUAGCCUCUGUUUCACCCUUUAUUGAAUUGCUCCCUCUAUCACAUUCACUGACCUAUACCCAUCAUGCCAGUGGAGACUCUUCGUCCAUCAGAUGGCCGUCUGGCUGGAACACCUUUUACAUCAGCCAUGCCUCUCCGAAUCUUAAACAAGGGCCCGGACUAUUUCCGCAGGGUUCCUGACACUGGUGUACGCAAGCUGAGCGCGGUCGAGCGUCUCGAGGCCGACAAGGCCAAGUACGUGAAGAGCCAGCAGGUGGCUCUCACCAGGCAGGAGCCCAUCAAGCCCCCGGUCAUUCGCAAGCCACUGAUGUCUCCGGCCAUGAUGCUGCACACACCACCGGCCAGGAAAGUUCCCCGCAGACCCUCAGACACUGAAAACGGGGGACAGGGGCCAUGCAGGGCUACACCGCUCAAUCUGGACGUCCUGAACAACCUCAUUAACAUCACAGAUGGGCCCCAACCCUUGUCUCCUGCCCCUAACUCUCCCUCUCCCUCAGCCAUGUCUGAGCAGUCAGCAGAACCUCAGCAGAGUUGUGGCUUUAAUGGGCAUUUUCUGUUGAAGCCUUCUUCUUCCUGUACUUCCUCUUCUCUCAACAGCCAAAUCCAGUCUUCUUCUCAUGCUUCUCCUACUCCAGAGCCGAGCCACAGGCCCCCGCCUGUGCCUGCCAGAGUUCACAGACUCCCUGCACAGGGCAAUUACAGCAGCCCAAACCCUGUGACAGUGCGGCGGGUCGAUGUGCGGCCACAAGCGGAGAUCAGGAAGCCCCAGAGGAUGCCUCUACAACCUCAGUCCAAACUUUUACAACCCAAGCCUAAACCCAGACAGACACCACAUCCCCAGGCCCCACCACCAUCUACACCAUCCUUCAAAUCCCCAUCCCUCCCCUCACACUCGCCAUCGUCCCCCUGCCUACCCUCCAGCCCCCUGUUAUUACGAGCAGGCAUGCUACCCCCAGCCUCACCAGCCUGUACCCGCUUAUCCUCAGCAAGCUCACGGGGCUCGACACGCAGGCGCCCCUCACUGCACCGGUCCAAAUCGGACCUGAGCGACCGGUAUGCGCGUGCCAACGCUGACCUAGAGCGCUUCUUUAAUUACUGUGGCUUAGAACCCAGCGAAUUGGAAGGUAUUGGCAUGGAGCAUUUUGGACGUGCCAAUUCUGAUAUCGUGUCCAUUUCAAAACUUCGCAGCGUCAGCACACCCAGCUCUGAGUGUGGAGAUGAAGGGCACGCUUACAAAGAGGAGGAAGAUGACGAUGAAGAUGAUGGUCCUCCAAGGCCCGGCGAACGCGUUCCCUAUGGCAUCUCGGUAAUCGAGAGGAACGCACGCGUCAUCAAGUGGCUUUACGGGAUCCGACAGGCUCGGGAUUCUCAAAACGUUUCCAACGUAUAGGUGCCUCAAUGAAACACCAAAACAAUGGUGCGAAGGAAAAUAACGGGGACAGAAACAGAUCAAACAUGCCCCACAAUAAUGAUGUCUUUUUACAUGCAAUAUAUUUAUUACGUUUUUUGAAGACUCUCGAAGAUAUUUUGUGUUGUAUAUUUGUGAUCAGUAUGGAGUAUUCUUUAUUUGCCUUACAGUAAGCUCAAGGAUAUUGGUUCUUGAACAUUUAAUUUGUGUUACAUCAUUAUAGAUAUUUUGUCGUGACAGCCCGUUGUUGUUUUCUCCAGCUAUGUACUUUGGGCUGUGGCGAUUUACCUCAAAGGGACUGAAACAAGCUUUAGAUUCUCUGCACAUUGACUUAGAAAAUGAAAGUCAUUUAAAGCAAUAAUUAAAGUACAAGAUACUAAGAGCCAUGAGAGUGUGAUUGAAUGGAUGAUGUUGAUGAUGAUGAUGACAGUUGUGAUGAACACAGCAAUGGGCCAGCUGUUGUUAACAUUGAUAAUCAGGUACUUUAUAUCAGAUAUAGACUUAUUUUUAAAAAUCAAUGCAUUGAUAUGGGAACUGUGGCUUCCAGUAUGUCAAGAGAACAAUAGUAAGGUACUGUUUCAGGAAGUUAGCACAGUUUCCUGAGAGGCCGCAGUCCCCCAGUCAGAGAUAGAAAAAUUUCGGUAAGCCAGAACUAGAACUAGAAUUAGGACUAGGAAGCACACAAUGUCUAGUCAGCACACAUUACACUAAGACAUGUUUAUACACACACACACACACACAGAUACAAAAAGAUGCAUGCACUCAAAGGAACUUUCACACACUGACCACUGGUCACGGUGCAAGAGUUGUUCCAUCAGCGUCAAGUGUGAAUGUGUUGAAGAGACAAAAACGGGUGUGUUGAGAUAUGGCACUAGUGACUCGAUGAUACUGUGAAGGAACUCAGAGCAGCUUUAAACUCCUUCCUUUUUUAAAACAUGGCUGUGAUUUUCGUCAGCAUGUAAGAGCUUUCGUUAGCAUGCACGUGUAUUUUAUCUACAGGUGAUGUAUGGAAAGCCAUUUUAGAUGAAGCACAGAUACAACUGAAAAACAUUCCAGCAUUAAUGUUCAAAAACAACUUUUUUUUGGUUUGAUUGUAUUAUUACUGUUUUAUUAUUUCUGUUCACACAGCACUGUUUCUCCCUGUGCAUUAUUUGUGAGAUUGGUGCAGGAGGUUGAUGUGAAAUAGCCUGAGAGAGAGCAGGAAAUAGUUAGUCAGAAAUCUCAGAUAUAUAAACACACUGGCAUCUCUUUUCUGCAGAGAUGAGUGGUUGAGGCGGUGAAAGGGAAAUGUUCCUCUGUAGUCAUGUAAACUGUAGUAACAUGACUUUGUGGACAGGGCUGUUUUUCACAUUUUCCUUUUGCAGUUUUAUAUUUUUCACUUUUUCCACCAACAGUCUGAUGUUUCAACACAGCAAGCAUUCAGGAUUUGCUUGCGUUUUUUUUUUUUUGUGUGUGUGUGUAUGCUGUCUAAUCUUUUUACAUGCUUAUUGUCAAAAGUAAAUCACUUGCUAAUAUUACCUGUGUAGAAAUCACAUGAAUAAAUACACUUAGCCAUGUUCUCUGGGCAAUGAAGUAUGACCAGGGUUGUGUUUCAGCCUUCUAAGUCAUUAAAGACUGAAUUUCUUUUGUCUUCUAAUGAUCUUAAUAAACAGAAAAUGUUUUUGGAAGA